AUGGGUAGAGACAAUAACAGAAGAGGUGGAAAUAAUGGUCAACGUCGUAAUAACGGUGGAGGUAACCGUGGUGGCAAUGGCAAUAGAAGAGGCGGUGACGGCGGUAACAGAAAAUUCGGAAACGAUAGAAGAGGUGGAAACAAUAACCGUGGAAAUCAAAAUAAUAACGAUAGAAGAGGAGGUAAGUUUGAUAGAAAUGGUUUCAAGAAUAAAAGAAGAAAUGACAGAAAUUUAAGCAAGGAUUAGCUUGAUAAAAAUUUGGAAAAAUUCUUAUCAAAGGACCCUCAAGUGAAAGAUAAAAUCAAAAAGGAUCAACUUGAUAGACAACUUGAAGAACACAUGAAGAAAAAGGAAAAUUAAGGUAAGGCUAAUGAAAAGAGUGAUCUCUGA
Tetrahymena thermophila SB210 is the source of this 390-nucleotide messenger RNA. Its product is annotated as Fop carboxy-terminal duplication domain protein. The record is from RefSeq and is a predicted model, not a curated record. The transcript is spliced from 4 exons. NCBI's taxonomy places the organism in Eukaryota, Ciliophora, Oligohymenophorea, Hymenostomatida, Tetrahymenidae.